This is a messenger RNA of Penicillium macrosclerotiorum, 1284 nucleotides long. Its product is annotated as NADH kinase POS5. The transcript is spliced from 3 exons. Gene Ontology annotation, molecular function: NAD+ kinase activity. Gene Ontology annotation, biological process: NADP+ biosynthetic process; NAD+ metabolic process. NCBI's taxonomy places the organism in Eukaryota, Fungi, Ascomycota, Eurotiomycetes, Eurotiales, Aspergillaceae. The coding region runs from base 1 to 1284 and encodes 427 amino acids. The record is from RefSeq and is a predicted model, not a curated record.
AUGCAGCGCGCCAUCCCUCUCCGGGUCUCGAGCUCAUUCCUGCGCCGCUGCUUCUCCUCAUCCUGUCCGCGUCGUGAGAUUCGUGAUGUCAGCGCCUUACCAAGACGCCUACUUCCAAAGUACCAAGAAUCACAAGGCGAACUGCUUUCUCUCCUGUGGCCGGCACCUCCGCGGAACAUUCUUUUAGUCCGGAAGAAUUGCGCUCCAGCUGUUACCGAGUCUCUGCUUGAGUUUGCAAAUCAUAUCUCCUCUACCUACCCGUCCAUCGGAAUUAUUCUUGAGUCUAAAACUGCGGCUGAAGUUCACUCUUCGCUCUCAUUUCCGGUUUAUUCGACAUCCUUGGAAGAAAACCCAACUGCCUUUCAUGAUAAGGUAGACCUGACGGUCACACUAGGAGGCGAUGGCACUAUCCUACACGCCUCAUCUCUUUUCGCAACAUGCUCAAAUGUCCCGCCAGUCCUGUCAUUUAGCAUGGGCACUCUGGGUUUCUUGAGCGAAUGGAAGUUCUCCGAAUUCAAACGCGCAUUCCGUGAAGUGUACAUGUCAGGAGCUGGAGCCGGAGAUCGCACUCCCGUUCUCGAAGCUCCGCCGACUGAAAAGGAGAAGCCGGAGUCUCCUCUGGGUCCGACUGGAUGGUCAUCCGUCAGAGGAAAGUCCAUGGGCUGUACCCGUGGUGCCCCUAUCUUAAUGCGCAAUCGACUUAAGGUGGGGCUAUUUACCGCUGAUGGCCAGGAAACCACCGCCGUCAGAGGCAAAUCCGACCACGGCCAAGGCGUCUAUGUCAUGAACGAGCUGCUGAUUCACCGCGGCAAGGAGUCUCAUCUGGCCGUAGUAGAAAUAUUUGUGGGUGGUCGAUUCCUGACCGAGGCUGUGGUAGAUGGCAUCAUCAUCUCGACGCCGACGGGGAGUACCGCUUACAGCCUGAGCAGUGGGGGCAGUAUCGUGCACCCCCUCGUCCCAUCCAUCCUCCUCACUCCUAUCUGUGCCCGAAGUCUCAGUUUCAGGCCUCUAGUCCUACCCUUGAGCACGCCUAUAACACUUCGUUUGAGUGAGAAGAACCGCGGCCGCGAACUCGAAGUCAGUCUGGAUGGUGUCAACUUGGGCCAGGGCAUGGCCGUUGGCAUGGAGGCGCGAGUCUGGAAUGAAGAGAUGCGGCAUGGUAAAAACGAAUGGCAAGGUGGCGUGCCUAGUGUGAUGCGACGAAGUAUGGGCGGCGAGGCGCAUGAAGGAUGGGUUGGUGGCUUGAACGGGCUGCUGAAGUUUAACCAUCCUUUUGGCGAAUGA